Molecule: messenger RNA, 914 nt
Organism: Alexandromys fortis (reed vole)
Lineage: Eukaryota; Metazoa; Chordata; Mammalia; Rodentia; Cricetidae
Exons: 2
Coding region: 1-681 (226 amino acids)
Source: RefSeq, a predicted model, not a curated record
AUGGAUACCCUCUCUUCUCAGACAACUCAGAAGAGCCAUGAGGCUGAGUCCAGUGCCCUGAUCUCUCUGAGUCUCUUGUCGGGGGUGGACCCAGGACACCUGUCCCAGCAACCGCAAGUCACUAGUUCACAGGACCAGGAGUCACUUGGGUCUUGCAGCCUCUCGGAGGUGGGCUCAGAGUUCCUACCUUUCUUUCACACUCAUGAGCAGCCCCUGGACGUGGAGGAACUGGCCCAGCAGUGUGAAGUUUGUGCUGGACACAAAGAUGGCUGGAGCCCCAGAGAGGGUCUGUUCCUCAGGGAGUCGGCGCCACCCAGUGGCUUUUCCCCGUACUACCGCUCUCCGGAAGAGCAUCUCCCCAGCAUCACCCCUCAAGGCUGUUGGUGUCUGGACACCAGAGGCCUCUUUCCCACAGCACAGGAUGGCUGCUGCAAGGUGACAGCCAGGGAUGGAUGCCCUUCUGCCUUGGCAGGGCCAGACCUCCUCUCUGGGUUUUCACCCUUACCAGCCUGCUACCACUUCCUGGGAGGGUUCGUGUGUGACGGCAACCAGGAUCUGCCUCUCUCUGGGGACCACGCUCUCGGUGAUUCGGGAUUUGUACCAUAUUACAGAAGCCCUGAAGAAAACCUUCGCACCAGCCCGGAGCCUCCUUCCCCAGUGCUAGGGGGCUCAAGGGAAUGACCCCAACCUGGGGCUGCCAGCCUGUGGAGGUGCCGUGGUGAAUGCAGCAGGGACUUCUGGGAAUGAACCUGCCAGUCGGUGAGGGACAAAGAGAACUGGAGAGGAGGACCCCACAGAUCAGUCCAUUUGCCCUGGGAUCAGAGCUCACCUGGUGCCCAGCCCUCAGACUUUUACUGUUCCUGCUCCUGAGGUGGGAAGAGGUCUUCGACUAUGAGAUCACCAGUGAGGGGGGG